AUGAAGUUCAGCACUGCUAUCAUCCUUGCGGCAUCCGUCUCUGUGGCUGCUGCCUGGAAUGUCACAGAAUACACCGACUCCGAGUGCUCAGAGAAUGGCGAAAGUCUAGUUGAAACCGGAGAUAUUGGCUGCGUGAUGGUUUCUGGAGAAAAUGUCAACUCAAUCAAAGUUAGCGAUCUGCCUGACGACAUGGUGUUUAUCGGAUCCAGUGGUGGAGGAUGCGAUUAUUUUCACCAGUCCGGUGGCAACGGUUGCUACACCCAGGGCCAAGGAUUCCUGUCCUGGACUGUGUUCAACUCAUCGCCCGCGCCUGGUACAACACCUGCCCCACUGCAGGAGAGUGCCGAUGAUUCGGCUUUCAACAAGAUCUUCAACUAUGCAAGUUUCAUGUGGGACGACCUCUCACCAAACUUGUCCCCGAAUUGGGAUACCGUGGACAUGAAUACCUCGGAAGAUCUGGUGUCUUGGCCCGAGAUGUCGCUUCCAAUCCCAGCUCCAUUGGGACUACCCCUAUCGAGCUCUGUGACAAGCUCCGGAGCGCUCGUUGAACGCCGUUCAAAGAACAACCUUGGAUCCCCAACACCAUCGACACGCUUCUCAAUCGGAUGGAGCGAAUCUCAGCUAGCGGAAUAUUUUGCUCACUCGGCCGCGCCGCCAAUCCUAGCUACCGUGGAAACGAGUGCACGUUGGCUUUGGAUGCGGAAGGAGCUGACAUCGAUGGCCUCGACCUCAGAGAUGGUCAAGUUUGGAGUCAUUGCAUUUGUGGCGCUGGAGUUGGAGUCUGCAUGUGCACUUGAGCCGGCCACCUACUCGCGAUAUUACCGCACGGCAAAAGAGAGACUGACCGAGAAUCUGGAUGAAAUCAGUAAAGACAAAAGCAUUCUUGUCUCACAAUUACGACCUAUCCUAGCCGUGUUAUUUCUGCUAUCAUAUAUCGACUUGCUGACAAAAGACGUCUCUAAUGUCCACGCUAAUCUACGACAUGGCUUCAAUGCUUUGCAGAUGGUGGAUAUUGAAUCCCUGGGAGUGACAGGUAAUACCCCCAAAUUGUAUGAAACUUCUUUUGCUAACCCGUUCUUUAUAGAAAAACGUCUUGUAUCGUGGCUCCGACUACUAGACGCCCGGGCCGCGGGUGUCGGAGGAGAGGGACUUUUCCUUAACGAAGAUGACAGCGCAAUAAGCACGGAUCUCCGGUCCCCCGACAGCUCAAUGGAGGAAAUUGAUUCCUCACUUGAUGAUGACGCAGAAGCCGCCCUGGAGGAUUUCAUCAUGCGACCAGCUUUCUUUUUCUUCCAAAAGGUCCAGCUUUUUAUGGGCCGGAUCUCGAAGAUCGACCGCUGGCAUCGGCGCCGGGGCACAGUUGAAGACGAAACAGAAGUAAUGUUAAUUGCGGCCAGGAUCAGCCGCGAUAUCAAAGCCCUGUGGCAACAACGCCCGCCCAUGAUGGAUCAUGCUGUCGCCGGCCGGCUGGGACCGCUUCUUUCUCCACGACUGGCAGAGACCACUACGCGGAUGAUGAGGCUAGCACAUGCAAAUUUCUUUACUAGCUUUAUUCAUCUGCAUCGGGUUGCCUACAAAAGUGAGUCUGACCCCACUAUAAUACCUGAUGACGAGGCUAACCUCUACGCGCUAGCUUUACCACGCACAACAGAUGUUCUCAACGCUAUGAGUGAAAUUCGCAAAGUAACACGGCUUAUUCUUGAAAGCCCCUGCACACCAUCUCCCCAUGAGAUUCCAACCAUAAGUACACCAAGCAAUUCCACAGGAUCUGCGUCGUCGUUGCCCGUGAACAUGUUAUGGCCGUUGAUGAUGCUGGGCGUUGAGACCGAAGAUCUUGACGAGCGCGUGUGGGUGAUAUCAUGUAUUAAAGAGAUGGGGAAUGUUGCUUCAAAUGCUGGUAUUACGGCUGAUGUUCUUCAAGAAGUUAUUCGUCGCCAAGAUGAGAACCAGCAACGUAUGGACAUCAGAGAAGUGAUGCACGAGACAUUCAAUCGGGCGUUUGCCAUUGUGUGA
Molecule: messenger RNA, 2013 nt
Organism: Penicillium riverlandense
Lineage: Eukaryota; Fungi; Ascomycota; Eurotiomycetes; Eurotiales; Aspergillaceae
Exons: 2
Coding region: 1-2013 (670 amino acids)
Source: RefSeq, a predicted model, not a curated record